Molecule: messenger RNA, 2733 nt
Organism: Cladocopium goreaui
Lineage: Eukaryota; Dinophyceae; Suessiales; Symbiodiniaceae
Source: the annotation of a GenBank genome assembly
AUGCAGUCGGGCAAUCAACGGCUGGCUGUGAAGUCAAGAUCAAAGUCCAAGGCGACUGGUGAUUUGGAGGAGGGAGGCUUCUCUUCGAGAAUCCUCAAUGUCUUGGAUUAUGUCAUCACUGGUGACUUUAGAGGCCUCUUCAAAGCUUGCAAGCAGGGCUUUGUGAAAUGCUUCCAGGAUCUACUCGAACGCUACGAGAACUUCACUCGAUGGAUUGCAUUCAACAGGAAGGUGCAAGAACAGAGAGCAAUGGACCAGACUUUGGAACAUCCUUAUCCAAGGAUACGUGCAAUUGUGAACAGCAACUGUUUCGAGAUCAUUGGUAACUUUGUGAUCUUCUGCAACACCUUUGUGGUGGGUUGGCAGGCAGAAAAGACACCCAGAAACACCACGGAUCAAGACAGAUUGUUGUCCACCAUCUUUGAGAAUUUCUUUACCUUUGCCUUUGUCUUGGACCUUUCGAUGUCAACUUUAUGCUGGGGUUGGACUUACUUGGUGAAGCGCGAGAAUUGGCUGGAUGUUUUCUUGGUCUUCCUCGGGGUGCUGACUACAUGGAUUUUGGGACCUUUUGGUAUUGAGGUCGAAUUCCUGCGGAAGUUGACAGCACUGAGAACCAUGCGUUUGAUCCGCCUGGCGCGCGCGGUGCGUUUGCGCCCGGAGUUCAAGGAGAUGUGGGCGCUGAUGAAGGGCCUCACAGAGAGCGGGGAAACCCUGUUCUGGACCUACGUGAUGAUUUUCUGUGUGCUCUACUUCUUCGCCAUCAUCGCCACCUCGUUAAUCGGCAAGGCGGACGCCUUCAAAGAUGAUGAGCUUGCGCAGGAGUACUUCGGUGAUGUCCUGCGCUCCAUGUUGUCCCUGUUCCAAGUGAUGACGUUGGACUCCUGGGCUUCUGGCUUUGUGCGCCAGCUGAUGGACAUUCAAGUCUGGACCGGCGGAUUCUUCAUUUUCUUCAUCGCGGUGGCCGUCUUUGUGAUGUUGAAUCUGGUGACCGCGGUGAUCGUCGAAAAUGCCUUCUCUGACAGUAAGUCGGAAGAUUUGGAACUGGCGGUGCGACUGGAACGAGAAAAGGAGGAGGAACUGGAAGAUUUGAAACAGUUUUUCCUGCAACUUGACCUAGAUGGCAAUGGUGCUUUGACCAAGCAGGAAUUUUUCAACGCCACCAAGCAACGAAAGAUUCGACAGAAGUUGCGAGCCUUGGACAUUAUGCCGAAAGACAUUGAUGAAUUGUGGGAUAUUUUGGACGAAGGCAAAGGAGAGAUGAAUGUGGAGGAAUUUCAAUCCGGAAUUCGCAGAUUACGAGGUGAAGCAAAAGCAAAGGACAUUUUGCGCUUGUACAAAGAGGUCAGGCAGUUUGAGACCUCCGUAGACGAGGUGGAAGGUCACUUGGAUGUGAGCAGAGAACGUCUUCGUAACGUCCACGACCAACUCUCCCAAUGCAAAGUGGACGUCGCGGCCUUCACAAGAACGCUGGUGCGAGCCAAAGAAGCGGUCAAGAUGGCCGCAUCAACUCAGAACCUGAGUUGUGCAAGGGUCAUGGUCAUGGGACCAGUGGAAAGCUCCACGGAGCGAGCCGAGCUGAUUGACCUGGCGGGACCCUGCGGGCGCUUCGUGGCGGCGGCCAAGCGGCGAUCCAAGGUGCAGGCUGCCCAACCCGAAGUGCCCAAGGUGCCAAAGGAAUCUGUGAAGGAAGUUCCACAAGCAGUGAAGGUAUCUGUGAAGGAAGUUCCACAAGCAGUGAAGGCAAUUUUCGGGCUGGUGUUGGGGAGCUCCGUUUUGCGGAAGCUCACUCCGGACGGCUUUGAAUCCGAGGACGGCUUUGACUGGCCAGAGGCGCCCACGAUGCUCGACUUGGCGAUUGGAGGGAAGGCCAGCUUCAGCACAAAGGCCACUGAGAAGUGGUCCUGGAGCACCGCUGCCACUGACCAAGACUUUGAGGAUCUGCUGGAGGAGCCACAGCAACGGCAAAGCCUUGUGAUCCCCAAGAGCUACAAGGACGUGCAGCUGGAGAAGGCUGAGAAGCUGCAAGAGGAGCGCCGCGCAGAAGAAGAAAGGCUGAAAAAGGUGUCUGUGCUGGUAGCCGUGCCAUGCAUGCCUGUCCCUGUGGCAGCGCCGGAGGUGCAGGAGCUGAAGAUUGAGGAGAAAAAGAAGAAGAACGACGAGGUGGUCUUGGGUCGAGGUCCGGUGUUCGGAAACCAGCAUCGCUUCCACCAAAAGAACAGCUCCAUGGGCGUUCUGUCGCCGGACGCGCGUAGCUUCACCAAGUGCUCCAACAAGGGUCGUCUCAGCAUCGUUUGCGAGAACCGCGUGCAUUUCAGUGGAGUGGUGCGCUACGCUGUGCAAUUUACUGAAGGCGAACUCUGCAGUGCGGAUGGUGUUGGAUUCAUCCUGUCUUCCGACCUUCCAUGCACCAAGAACAUUCAAAAGAUCGUCUCGGUGUUCGCCAACCGCACUGGUCGCAUUUGUGUGCGCGUGCACGAGGACGUGAAGCGCUGCCACCAGCGGGUGAAGUGCUUGGAGCUCGGCGACUGGCUCGAGGUGAUUAGCGAUUUGGAACAACAGAAGGUCACCUUUGUGGUUUGGGCGCAGGAUGGAUCUGCCCCAACCUCGGCCACCAUCUCCUUCGGCGAUGUCCUGGACAAGGCUCGCGGACGUGCGACCGUUCCACGCUCCGCCUGCGGAUACCUCGCAGUCGUCAUGAAGCAUUUGGGCGUCUCUGUGAAUUUGGCGUCUUGA